Molecule: messenger RNA, 609 nt
Organism: Jatropha curcas
Lineage: Eukaryota; Viridiplantae; Streptophyta; Magnoliopsida; Malpighiales; Euphorbiaceae
Product: DUF4228 domain protein
Source: RefSeq, a predicted model, not a curated record
AUGGGAAAUUGCCUCUUUGGAGGGGUAGGAGGAGAGGGUGGUGGCAGUGGCGGUGACCGAGGAGGAGUAAUCAAAGUGAUAGGCUCCAAUGGUGGAGUAAUGGAAUUUUCAGGGCCAAUAACAGCAGGUUGCAUAACCCAUGAGUUUCCAGGCCAUGCAAUAUUUCCAAGUCAGGAUCUUUUCUGGAGACCUCUUUCUCUAAAUGAAGAUCUUUUAGCAGGAAACUCAUAUUAUUUGCUUCCAGUGAACAGCACAAAGAUAGGUGGCCAAGUUGUAAGAGAAGGUCAUGUGAGAUCAAAAAGCACUCCCACAUCUUCUGUUAUUACUCCAUAUAGAAUGUCUUUCGAUUAUCAAGGAAUGCUAAAAAGGUCUUAUACUGAAGCCUUCUCUAGUAGCAGGUAUAGUAGUAAUAAUAGUCAUGAGGGGUUUUGGAAAGUGAAGCUUGUGAUUAGUCCAGAUCAGCUUUUGGAAAUACUUUCUCAAGAAAAUCAAACUCACGAACUGAUUGAAAACAUGAGAGCUGUUGCUAAAUGUGGAAAUGGGAUCUCAUCUUCUGGCUCUGCUGCUGCUGGGUUUUCAGAUCAGUGGAGUUUUUCUAGUAGCCAGUAG